Chroicocephalus ridibundus (black-headed gull) is the source of this 6388-nucleotide messenger RNA. It is a transcript of the gene ARMC2, whose product is annotated as armadillo repeat containing 2. Gene Ontology annotation, biological process: sperm axoneme assembly; cilium organization. The transcript is spliced from 22 exons. Gene Ontology annotation, molecular function: protein binding. NCBI's taxonomy places the organism in Eukaryota, Metazoa, Chordata, Aves, Charadriiformes, Laridae. Bases 1420 to 4050 code for a protein of 876 amino acids. The record is from RefSeq and is a predicted model, not a curated record.
CAGCGGCCGGCGGCGGGCAGCGUCCAUUGCAGCUCGGCGGGGAGCAAACAUCCACGGCCUCCGGGGUCACCCGGCCCCUCUCCGUCCCCCCCCCGCCCCCGCCCGGCCCAACACCACCGCCAGCACCUCGGGUCCGGAGUUUCACAGGGCGUACAAGGAUUGCUGCUAAGGCUGAGUAAACUGAGUCAUGGAGAAACUAGGAGACACGUGAGUCACUGAAGUUCAGACAAGGCAGAACUGGAAAUCCCCUCCCAGUCUCGACACUGCUUCUUUCUGGCCAGUCUUUAGAAAUCGUUCCUGCUUCAGAUUUCUCACUGCCAGAAACCCAGACUGUAUCAAACAGCAGAGCUCUCUUGUUCAUUUAGGGCAGAUGAAAGGAUUCUUUCAUAUCUAAGAACAGCCUAAAAUAUUGGAUACUGUGGACAAGUGGAACAUAGAGACAAUGAACAGCAGCUAACUAUUUGCAGCUUAUGGGAAUGAUAAGAGCAGUAUCCCAGAUCGGUAUGCUGUCCGUAAUGAGUGCACAACCAUCGUAAGGAAUGCACAACAAACUGGUCAUAAAAGGAGCACCUUGGACCACUAAAUUUAUUGGCUGUGUCUUGUGAGAAAACAAACCGCCUUUUCUUCUUCUUCACCUGGCGCUGGCUCUUAUCUCGGCUUUUAGGCUUUAUGUUGGAUUGUGGCCUCCAUGAUAUUCACAUUUUCCUUCCAUAUCUAUUUAUUCUUGAAAAAAAAAGCUGUUUCCCCAAGUAUCCCCUCCUACUCUGCCAGUAGAAAUAUGGGUCUUAAACUGAGUAGCAGCACUAAAGUUCUGUCCAUCUAGUCAGGUCUAAGGGACAGACUGUAAAUUCCCUGACGAGGGGCGGAAGGUCCUCCAAGCCUUCAAUGGAAUGCCUCAGACACUCGCAAGGAAAUAAAUAAUGCAGGCCUGGCCUUCAAAGAACUGAGAAGGCUAAUACUUCUGGCGUCUGAAAGUGUGGGAGAACUGUCUUGUGAAGACAAGACAGUUCUGCCACUCAUGUGGUGAGCUUACUAGUUCUCAGUUCUCAAGGCCAUUGUGUCUGAUGAGUGACCUUUGCUUCAUUAUCUGUGAAAUGCAUAGGAAAGCGCACACCCUGCAUAUGCUAAUGAAGAUUAUAGAGAUCAUGCUAAACAUGUAUGACUAUGGCACUCGUCUCUCCACCCAAAUCAUGCUACACGUCACCUGGGAGAAGGGAGAAACCUGAGACGAGGCUGUCCUCAGCAAGGGGGGUGGACCAUGGUAAUUCAGCAAACACAAAAGGGGAAAAUAAGUGUCCCUAGGGGGGAACAAAGAAGAAACAAAAGAAGAAGAUAGUGCCUGGGAAGAUUUUUCCAAGAAAGAAGAAGAUUAUGCCUGGGAAGAUUCCCUGAAAAAGACGCUGGAACCAGGACCGCAGAAUGCAACCUUCAAAGGAUAAAAAUACAGAAAAGGCAGAACCAUUCUACAGGCUUUCAUUGCCAAAGAAGACCAGUUCUGAGAUUAUAAAUGAAGCCAGAAAUGUUCUACGAACACUAAGGACUCGGAGGCCGUUUACACCUACAGGGAAUCAAAGGAAACUUUUUGGAUCUGGAUCCUCACGACCUCCUCAAAAUAGACCCCCUUCAGUUUUUAGUCUUCACGCAUCCAGUUUUGAUUUGGCUGAAUCAAGACCAGUUUCUGGUGUUCGUCUUAGCCCACUGGAUCAUAAACCAGUACUAGUCGCUUCUGCAAAAGAUGAAGAUUCUUCCAUUUGCCUUCCAAAACCUCCUGCUGAUGAUGCAGAGGUUAGAAAACUCAGCAGUGCUCGGGCACGCUUUUUUAGAAGAACUUCUCAGGGAAGUUUUCUUUCAGCUAAAAUGGUUCCUCCUGCUCAGAAUGAAGAGAAGCUAGAUUCUGAAGAACCAGCUAUGAUGAAUAAUCUUUGCAGAAGUACUAACAACUGCCUAGCAGAGCAAAGGUCGUACGCACCAUUUAAUGAUGAAAGUAGACAAUUAAUUUGUAAUCAGCGUAUGAACAGAUUGGAGGACUCCCUAAAAGGGACAGCAGGAAAAUUUUUAUUUCAACUGAGAGGAGAAAGAAGUGUCAACAGUGAUGGCAGAUUUGCUGAUGAAGAGCAACAGUUUCCCUGUGACCAGAUGAAAAAGCCGGACACAAGUUCAGCAUGGCCAAGGAGUCCAGGCUGGAAGAAAAGAGUAACAGGCUCAGAGGAUGAAACAAGAAUAAAUGAAUUGGAAGAGGAAGAAAUCUUUUGGCAUAUAAAGAUUCUACCAAUUCUGCAGGAACUGGAAGAAGUAGAAGACAAUAUAGAAAAUCUUUGUCUGGCUUGCACCAAGCUCUAUCAAGCCUUGAAUGAAGGAAAUAUGCUUGGCAAAAGAUUUAAAAGGAGAAGUGUGCUUCUGAAGUUAUUAUAUAAACUUGUGGACGUUGAUUCAGAUCCACUUUGCCUGAAGCUGGCAAAGAUUAUUCUGGCUAUGAAAGUGGAUGGAAAAAAUCUUCUCGGUGUUUGCAAGCUUGCAUUUAAAAUUUGCAGGAAUGAAAAAAAUGAUUACAUCAUUCAAAAUGAUAGAUUAUUGGAUUGUUUGUUGGAGGUCCUGAGAACUGAAGAUCUACAAAAAAACAGUGAAGCUCUCCUGUAUUGCAUGGGAGCUAUAAAAUUCAUGUCUGGAAAUGCAGUACUCCUUAAUGAAAUGGUCAACAAAGGAGCUGCUGAAAUGUUGCUGCAAUUAAUGAAGCAGAUUAAUAAAGUAAAAGAAAAUGACACAUAUUUCUCCAACUUGGGACACUUAUUAGUCCAGCUGACAGCUACUUUGCGAAACUUGGCUGACUUACCUCCGGCAAGAUGCCAACUCGUUUGCAAUGGCGCAGUCUCCGAGCUCUGUGUGGCGCUAGAGCAGCGCAUGAACGAUACGGACGUCUGCACCUAUAUUGUCAGGAUAUUCAGCAAACUUUCUUCCUACAGUGACUUCUGUGCAGCUUUAGCAGACUGCUCCAGAUGUUACGUCUUAUUUUUAGCCCUGCUAAACAAACACCAGAAGCAGCAGGAUUUGGUUAUCCGUAUCAUCUUCAUUCUUGGUAAUUUAACAGAAAAGAAUAACCAGGCCCGUGAGCAAUUUUUUAAAGAAAGAGGAAGUGUUAACACCUUGAUAUCAUUAUUCCAAACCUACCACGAACUUGAUUUGAAUGCACAGAAACGGUACCAUGAAAGAGGAAGGGAAGAUAAAAACCACCCAAAGCAUCCUUCGGAAGCAGAAGAUGUUCUGAUAAAACUGAUAAGAGUGCUGGCCAACCUCUCCAUUCAUCCCAGUGUAGGAGCAGCUCUGGCAGCUGCCCAUCGUAUUGUAGAAUUACUUGUUACAGUACUAGAAUGCAAGUCAGUUGAUGACUGUGAGGAGUUGGUCAUCAAUGCUGCAACAACAAUCAACAACUUAUCCUACUACAAAAUGAAGAGUUCUGCUGUUCAAGACAAGAAGCUACACAUUGCUGAAAUGCUUUUAAAGCUGUUAAUGAGCAACAGUAUGGAUGGAGUUGUAGAGGCUGUCAGAGUCUUUGGCAAUCUUUCCCAGUAUCAUGAGAUCUGUGACUUCAUCAUGCAGAAGAAGAUAUACAAGUUCAUGAUUGCUUUGCUUGACGCCAAGAACCAAGAUGUCUGUUUUUCUGCCUGUGGAGUUCUGCUCAAUCUCACAGUAGAUAAGAACAAACGAGCUCUUCUGAUGGAAGAAGGAGGAAUUGGAAAGUUAGUUGACUGUUUACAAGACUUUGGGCCAGCAGACUGGCAGUUGGCUUGUUUGAUAUGCAAAACCCUGUGGAACUACAGUGAAAACAUCACAAGUGCAGCCUCAUGCUUUGGAGAAGAUGCCAACACGUUGCUGGUGCUGCUCACAUCGCUCUUAGAUGAAGAGGUAGCGUUGGAUUACAGCCUCGACACAGAUUUAAGGGACUACCACAAACUAUAUUGGGAAAGAGAGUUCAAACCUGUGGCAGAAAAACUUCUUGACAGAAUUCAAAGCCAUCAGUCCUGUCUUCCAGCUGCGACUAUUACUCCAUUUUAAUCAGUCAUUAUUUUUUUUUGUGGUGUAGAUUGUACAGCUUUAUAUUUCUAAUAUCGCCGUACAUUGCCUUUAGUAAGCACGUUGGAGAGUGUGGCAAUUUAAUUUUAUAAAAGCCAGUAAAGCCUAGCAUUUAUAUACUGGAUACUAUCUUUUGAGAAGCUUGUAUGAAAUUUUUGCAUGUGUAAUUACUUUUUACAAUAUAUUUGAGCUGAUCGAGCAGCUCUUCAUUCAGUGUGUGAUUUGUCUAUUAAUCGCAUAGUUCCUUGGCUGGGAAAAUGAAACAAAAGUAUUUGCUGAACUUUUAAUUUUUAAAAGGUAAAUUGCCACUGAGUACCUGGACCUCUGUGGUACCAAAAAUGCUGUCAGUGGUCUGGGGAAAGUGGCUCCCUUUCCCAUUGGAGAUCCCUCUUUCUUUACCCGACGCUGUGUGGCCGGGGUAUCCCAGCUCCUCCCUUGGCCCUCGUGGGCUCUAAUUCCAGCUCUGCAGGUAAGAGGCUUUUCUGAAUCGGGACUUCACAUCUCAAGGCAAAACACCCGUAUCCCUGCUGUAAGGGAAGAUUUUAGCUGGCUUGGUGUCGUCUCCUUUCAGUUGUUCCCACAUUCCCAGGAGCUGCCUGUGUGCCUGUACUUCUCAGAUCGUCUCGGCCAGCCGUCUGCCCUGGGCUCAUGUCUCCAUCCAUGGGGCAAAAAAAAGGCUCUACAUCCUUCACGUUCCUUCUGACUGCUGCUGCCUUGUUUAUUGCUCCGUUUUCAUCGUUUUAGUGUGUAGAAGUCCCUGCUUGUAGCCCAUGGAUUAGCUCAGCAGGUGCAUCGCUGGCCUCAAGCAUUAAGAGCCCCACUGGCUACAGAAAGCUUUACAGACCUGACCCAUUUCGCUCUUUUCUGACCUCAGAUUACUAAGAAUAAACCACUGUGCAGGGGCUGCCCAGCUCCUGGCUCCGAUCCUGAGGGUCAGCCGCUUCCCACUGCGCUCUGUGUGCCAGGAGAGCAAGUCUCCAGCCUGGGAAUCCCUGCAGAGAGGCCGGAGGAAUUUGUUUUUCUGAGGCAGCAUUUCAGAGCUCCCUCAGUGGCACCGCCGAUACCUUUGGCAGUGCCCAGACCUCUGCUUCCAGGUGAGGAGAUGAAGUGAGGAGGCUGGGAAGCAGAGCAGUAAGUAGAAGGGCAGGGAAGCUUUUUUCCUGGUGUAGGUUCCUGCUUCUACAUUUCUGGGGACUUCUUUACUGUUGAUGGAGCAGGGGAGGGGGGAUUUCGUAGUCCAGGUUUUGGAAGUGGUGAGGAGGAAACUUCAGUGAAGGUAAUGAAAUUUGCAACGUUCCUUUUGUCCCAGCAGCUCGGGUGUUUCUUGUGACCAGCAGGACUCAGCCCCGCCGUGAAUCGCUUGGGGAGCACUCGGGCAGCCUCCAUCGCUGCAAUCCGCAGGAGAGAACUGCUCAGCAGUUCAGUGCGGUUUGGCUCCGACAGCAGCUCUGCUGAGCUCCAAAAGAUCUCAAUUAUCAUUCCUUCUUUUGCUAUUUUAAUUUGAGCUGAAGUUGAGAGGAAGAUAAAUGGCUUCAGUGCCUUGUUUGUUUCUUGGAAAGAAGAAUGGAUUUGCUUUCUGGGGGCAUUAAAGAAAGGGCGACGGGUAAGUACUCGCCUGUGGGGAGGGAGCUGGAGGCGUUUGUUCUUGGCGCUCGCACGGAGGCCAAAGGCAGGCGAAGAGCAGGCUGUGUAACGCGGGGUGGGGGGGGAUGCAGUGGAAAAGGCCUCGUGGCCAAGUCCUGUCAGCAGGUCUGAUCAGAACUGACAAGCACAGAGCAUCUGUCAGGGGCAGCCUGCACCUGAGGUUUUGCCCGAGUCAAGGUGGAUCGGUAGGCAGUGAAGAUCUGUUCAAAGAAAAUGCGAGUUUAUGAUGUCAGUCAUUACUGAUCAAACUGUAAAUAGGGGCCUGAAGUGCUACCUCGGGUCUCCUGCAGCACAGGGGAAAUUUGGGUAUCCUGUAGUGGAGCCCAAAGCUGGGGCAGCCGCUGUGUGUGAGCUCUGGCCUCGUGCUCGGCGUUUGCCUUCACCGACCUCGGGAAGAGGCGCGUUCAGAGGCGCUGGGUAGAGCGGUGAGGGCAGCAGAGGCCCCAUGGCACCCCACGGCAAAACCCAGCAGCGGCUCCCGUGGAGCUGCACGGGCCCACGUCUUUCACUGAACAAAACUUGUAGGUAACAGGAACAAGCCCCCGGCGCUGAAUUUCUCAUGUGUUCUUGUGGCUUCAUCUACCAUUUGGGUGUCUUUGCUACAAACUCCAAUGCAGAAGCUCUCUUCUCGUUUCAGGAGCCUGUAACUGUUUAGUGACCAAGUCCUUGGCCUCUG